Mugil cephalus (flathead mullet) is the source of this 4941-nucleotide messenger RNA. Its product is annotated as rho GTPase-activating protein 20-like. The transcript is spliced from 15 exons. Bases 229 to 3657 code for a protein of 1142 amino acids. NCBI's taxonomy places the organism in Eukaryota, Metazoa, Chordata, Actinopteri, Mugiliformes, Mugilidae. Gene Ontology annotation, biological process: regulation of Rho protein signal transduction; signal transduction. Gene Ontology annotation, molecular function: GTPase activator activity. The record is from RefSeq and is a predicted model, not a curated record.
UCGCUGCGCUCAGAGCAAACGCCGCUCAGACAGAGACGCACACAGAGAGAAAGACGAGAAGCUCCGCGCGCACGUUUCACCUCCUCUCCCCUUCGGAUCGACUCCUCUCCAUCAUGGAUUCUCCUCACACUCGCGCCCUCCUCUCCGCAGGAUAAACUUUGGACUUUUUAUUCGUAUCAUGGGAAUAUACCGUCGGUGCGCCCGGCCCCGUGGAUCUAUACAGCCUUGAUGGAAACCAUGUCACCGCAGCAGGGGACCAUGGGACAGAACAGGUCCGACUCUCUGACGGGAGAGAGCAAAGCGCUUCCCGACAACAAAAAGAAGAUGAAGACCUUGGCCCAGAGACGACAGUCGGCUCCUUCUCUGGUCAUCAGCAAAGCACUUACCAGAUCCAGAAGCACGUCCAGGGAAAGCUGCUUGACGCCAGUCAGCCCGGAGUCGUGUCCCCUCGUCCAGGCCUUCCUGGCCGAGAGUCCAGGCCGCUUGUUCCUGGGUCACGCCCAAACGCAGCUAAAGACCGGCCUGCAGACGCAGGAGAGACACCUCUUCCUCUUCACCGACACGCUGCUCGUCGCUAAGGCCAAGUCUCCAACUCAUUUCAAAGUGAAGGCCCAAGUGCGAGUGUGUGAGAUGUGGACAGCGAACUGCAUGGAGGAGGUCUGUGAAGGAAGCACAAACCCAGAGAAGAGUUUUGUCAUGGGCUGGCCUACCUGCAACUGUGUGGCCUCGUUCGGCUCUGAGGAACUCAAAGACAAGUGGGUGGCGCUCAUCAACAGUCGGAUAAAUGAGGGAAAGGAGAAGGACGACCCCAAGACCAUCCCCCUGAAGAUAUUUGCAAAGAAUAUCGGAAAUUGUGCAUACGCCAAGACGCUCGCGGUCAGCAACACUGACAGCACCACUGAUGUCAUCCACAUGGCUCUGCUGCAGUUUGGCAUAUCAGGUUGCGUUAAAGACCAUCGGUUGUGGGUGAGUUCGAGUAAGGACGACUCUCCGUACCCUCUCAUUGGCCACGAGUUUCCCUUCAGCAUUAAGAUGAGCCACAUUCGGGAUGGCGGGAGUAACGGAGGAGGAGGAGGAGGAGGAGGAGGAGGAAAGGAUCCGAUCAGUCCCACAGACUGUCCAGAGGUUCUGCUGCUGGACCAGUGUCUCCCUCCGGACACCCAGUGCCAGUUCAUCCUCAAACCCAGCAAGGUUGUCCCACGACAGCCUCAACUUCUAGAGCCGGGUCAGCAGAAGCCCUUUAAGAGAAAGAGGUCUCUGAUCAACUGGCCCUUCUGGAGAGGUUCCAGCUCACAGCUGGACGGCGUGCCCCUGUCCCCGACCUUGCUCUCGCCGACCCAGGGGCGGCUGUUCGGACGACCCCUGAGCGCCGUGUGCUCUCCAGAGACCGGCCUGCCCAAGCCUGUCAUGGACAUGCUGGUGUACCUGUACCUGGAGGGGCCGUACACCAGAGGCGUCUUCAGGCGGUCGGCCGGGGCAAAAGCCUGCAGGGAGCUCAGAGACCGACUGGACAGUGGGACCGAGGACCCGGAGAUCACACACCAGUCGGUGUUCGUCAUCGCCGCCGUCCUCAAGGACUUCCUGAGAAACAUUCCAGGCAGCAUACUGAGUGGUGAUCUGUACGACCAGUGGAUGGAUGUGAUGGAGGGGGAAGGCGGAGAGGAGAUGAUCUCAGCCGUCCAAAGGUUGCUCCACCUUCUGCCCGCCGAGAACCUGCUCCUGCUGCGCCAUGUGAUGGCCGUGCUGCAGUGCAUACAAGGCAACGCCCACGAAAACCAGAUGAACGCAUUCAACCUGUCUGUUUGCAUUGCUCCCAGCAUGCUUUGGGCUCCGGCACCGAGCACCCCUGAGAUGGAGGGGGAGGCCACGAAAAAGGUGUGUGAGCUGGUUCGUUUCCUCGUUGAGAACUGCAACAGCCUCCUGGGAGACGUCACCUCACUGUUCAAGGCCUUCAGCCAGAAGAGCAGCAGCAGUGACCAUGGAUCUGACGUGUCGUCCUUCCAGAUGAACGACUCGUCCUACGACAGCCUGGAGAAUGAGCUCAACGACGACCCGGAGUCGCCCUACCAGGAGCAGCUGCCGCUCCGCGACAAGGACAAGCCCGACAGCCGCAGCCGAGACUCCGUCAUCACCCUCAGCGACGGCGACCCCGACCCCGACCCCGAGGCCGACCUCCUGCUGCAGCUCCCCCCUCUGGCCAGGCCCCGCAGGUUCAGCCCGGCGGUGCGGCAGCCUCGCGCCCGCCAGGUCAACGGCUCCUCGCAGGGGGGCCCCCGGAGGCUGAGGAGGAGCUCGGAGCCGGCCUUGGCCCUGGCGGGCACCCAGCCGUCGAGCGCGGUGACGGUCCACGCCGACAACGGCCGCAAACCGGUGAGGAAGGCGAGCUACGACGCCGCCAUGGAGGGGGGCGGGGAGGAGGAGGACGAGGUGUUCCUGGAGCAGGGGCUGAACGGGCUGCAACUGAAAGAGGCGGCGAAGGACGAGUGCGAGAAGAGAGGCGCCGUGAUGCAGAACGGCGGGCGGAGGAAGAUUAAACACGCCCCUCCGCCGCCGCUGCGCCUAGACGCCAGCUGUUCCAGCCUGUCGUCGCCGGCAACCUCGCCAACAGGCUCCUCCCUCAGCUCUUUAGACUCCGCCUUCUCACAGUACUCCACCGACUACGCCACCAAUGGGGCGGUUCCUCUGAACGAGCCUCUCUCCCCUCACUUUCCCGGACGCCCCCAGCAGUCGCCCAGGGGUUCGCCCCCUCACGGGGACGCCCUGCUUCACUGGAUGCAGCCCACCCGAACCGGCCACACCCCGUCCCACUCGCACGGCCUCCACCCCAACACGUGGCUCAAGAAGGACCGGAGCCUGUCGCUCCGGCAGCCUGACGCUGGACACGCAGAGGAGAACUCACCCGUCGUGAAUGGGAAAUCCCACCCGGGCAGCAACGGCUACUCGGACGCCGCCCACGAGGCCGCGCUGACGCUUAAAAACUGCCAGCGGAGAUCCAGCAGCCCUCCGUCCUACCAGCAGGCCAUACUGCAGCUACAGCGCAGCCGCUCUCCCUUCUACAGGGGGACGGAGAAACCUCUGACAGUCAGAGAGCUGAGGCAGCUCCACGACCAGACCUGCACCUUCAAACCCCAAAUCCCAACCUCUCCCAACAACCCCACAGGAAGUGAGGUCGCACACAGGCUGGCCGGAGUUGAGUGUGCGCAGCCCCCGCAGGGCGUUUUCUACGGACAGACCGGCACCACUCUGGUCCUCAAGAGGCAAAAGUCCCACUCUCUGACGCCGGCCGUGGACGGCCACAAAGAGUCGAGGACCCUCCCUCGCCGGGCGUCCGUACCCGCCAAGGUCACGAUGAGCUUGACGCCCUCCGCCAGCCUCACCCUGGACAGACCGCGCACUCCCAAGGCCCAAGAUGGCCGCCUGAGAGUGUCGGACGUCGAGCCCAAGACAAACUUUUGCCUGUCUCCCUCCGCCACCCGGGCCGUGAGGGACUACUUUUCCUCGCAGGGCCAGGACGAUGCGGACGCGUGCCUGCGGAGGAGCCAGGAGGUGGCGCUGGCCAUCGUGCAGGGUAAAAAGGAGUGGCGAAACAGGCGGUGCAGCGACCCGCGACUGGAGGACUUUGAACAGCUUUUUUUUGCCGAAGAGUCGUACGUGUAAAUAAUACGUCGUGUAGAUGAACUGUAUAUGGGAGACUGGCUUUUGUAUGAUAUGUCCACUUGUAUAUAACUGUCUUCUUUAUUGUUAAUAUUAUUGAUAAUAAUCCUCCAUAUACACGUUACUGUAAUGGUACUUCUAAGGUUUAUAAGGUACAGGGCCUGCUUCUUCUCUUUGUCUUCAUUAUUUAAGUGCUGGGAAACAGUAGAUUGAUUCAUUUGGUUAUAAUCCACAAUAUUAAUAUAUCACUAAAUCGACUUUAGUGCCAAAAUCUGUUUUCUCUGGCAAGAAAUGUUGGUACCUCUGGUCUGUAGUUGCUUUUUUUUUUUUUUUUAGCUGGAUGAGCCUAAGAAGCAUUUAUGUUUUGAAGCAUUUUGUAAUAAAAUCCAGACUCAUUUAAGUUUUCUUGUGCAGAAAGAAAAGCAUCAGUUCUUAGCGAACACCAGCGUCGCUUUGUCCUUCGCAGCAACGACAGAAAUUUACUGAAAUGCAUUUUAUCGAUGAGGACGGUUUUCAAACGGACGCCCUCGCUGUACAUACUCCAACGUUUUCCCACAGCAUCUGUAACAUUUACAACCAACUGCUUCUAUCACGAGAGCCAGAGAGUGAAGUGUUUAGUGGGGGUGGGGGGGUCAGUAUUUAUUCCUCGUCCUCGGUAGCUCUGGUUUAUAUCUCCGUGUGUGUGUGUUUGUGUGAGAGAAAGUCUGAAAGUUGUUGAACGCGAUGCGAGUUGAAUGCGACAUUUGAAAGCAGUCUCUCAUGAGCUGUUGUCACGGCGACCCUCUCCAAUAAAUGACCUUAUUUCAGUGUGUUUUAACGUGAUGAAAAGUAUUUUUUAGCAGAAUAUAACAACACUUUUCAUAUUAAACUGUGUCUAUAUUAACAUUUUUUACACAAACACGCUGGAAUAGGGUCGUUGGCGUGUUAAGUGUUGCCGUUUUAAUUAACUGUUGUGACUGUUCUCCUGUAUUAUUAAUAUUAAAAACUGUUAUUUCCAUUACAGUGAAUUGUGUCCAACCUGUAUAGUUCUGCAUAUUUAUGAUACAGAUAUAUAUAUAUAUAUAUAUAAAUAUAUUAUCUUGUUACUUUGGUAUGUUCUCUGUGUGUGUGCGUAUGUGUGUGUGUGACAAAAUCAAAUGUGUAUUUUUGUACAUGCCAAUUCUGCUGCUGCUGUCUCUAUAGAAAGUAUAUUUGCUACAAAAUGCACCAUUUGUAUAUUGUGUACAUUUGAUGUCCAGUGCUCACAAGGUGUCGUUCUUUUGAAUAAACGUUGCUCUUGUGAAACUA